AUGAUUUGUGUCGAAUGUGGACAUCGCAAUAUACCAAACUUAUACUCCAAGUACAAGAGCGAAUAUGUGAAACUUACAGUCUGCGAUGCAUGCAACAAGAUUUGUGAUAAAUACAUCGAGUAUGAUGCUGUUAUAUUGUUUCUUGAUAUCUUGUUAUUAAAGAAACCGGCAUACCGGCAUUUGGCAUACAAUUUGACAGAAUGGCAAAUCCACAACCAUGGCAAUUUCAGUUCGAAAUAUCAAAACUUGGUUCGGUUGAUUGUAUUGAUCAUUUUGUUUGAUGUGUACUUGACAUGGGCCACGUGUGAAAGGAACCAAUUUUGGCUUCAAGAAGAAGCUUACGAUGGAGUCACGCAAUUGGUGUUGCAACUGAGCUUAAUCAGCCAGUACAUGUUUUUCAUAAUUGUCAUAAGCUUACGUCACCUUUUGUUUAAUGUGGUUAUGCAAUGCAUUCUUCGUGGGUCGUAUGGCUUUGGCAAUUGGGUAAACACGGUUAUUCUGGAACGCGAUCAAUGGGGCUACGUCACAGCGGUGCUCUUAACUACAAUCAUGUGCUCGGGCUCAGUGAAAUUGUUCCGCAUAUUGACAUUGAUUUGGCCGUAUGAUAUAUCGAUACCGUUUCGAGCAUUUGAUGCGAUUGGGUUUGUUUACGUAAUUGAGGCAUUACAUAUUGUGACAGGGCUAGCCUACACGUCAAUUGUAACAACGGUGCUGGUUUCGUCGUUGCUACUGUAUCUUGCUGUCGCCUGGAGUAAACGGGUUGUAGUAGGUUAUAUGUAA
This is a messenger RNA of Lodderomyces theae, 780 nucleotides long. It is a transcript of the gene ARV1, whose product is annotated as sterol homeostasis protein. The record is from RefSeq and is a predicted model, not a curated record. Bases 1 to 780 code for a protein of 259 amino acids. Gene Ontology annotation, biological process: intracellular sterol transport; regulation of plasma membrane sterol distribution; sterol metabolic process. The transcript has a single exon. NCBI's taxonomy places the organism in Eukaryota, Fungi, Ascomycota, Pichiomycetes, Serinales, Debaryomycetaceae. Gene Ontology annotation, cellular component: cortical endoplasmic reticulum; Golgi apparatus.